Acanthosepion pharaonis is the source of this 3135-nucleotide messenger RNA. The record is from the annotation of a GenBank genome assembly. NCBI's taxonomy places the organism in Eukaryota, Metazoa, Mollusca, Cephalopoda, Sepiida, Sepiidae.
AUGAAUUUCUCUUUCCUUUUUCUUUUUCUCUCUCUCUGUCUCUCUUUCCUUUUUCUUUUUCUCUCUCUCUCUCUCUUUCCUUUUGUCUCUUUUUUUUCUUUUCUUUCUCUCUCUCUCUUUUCCUUUUUUUCUCUUUCUCUCUCUUUCCUUUUCUUUUCUCUCUCUCCUCUUCCCUUUUCUUUUUCUUUCUCUCUUUCUCUUUCCUUUUCCUUUUCCCUCUCUCUCUUUCCUUUUCCUUUUCUCUCUCUCUCUCUUUCCUUUUUUUCUCUCUCUCUCUCUCCUUUUCUCUCUUCUCUCUUUUCUUUUCUCUCUCUCUCUUUCCUUUUUCCUUUUCUUUCUUUCUUUCUUUCUCUCUCUCUCUUUCCUUUUCUUUUCUCUCUCUCUCUUUUCCUUUUCUUUUUCUCUCUCUCUCUCUCUUUCCUUUUCUUUUCUCUCUCUCUCUUUUCCUUUUCUUUUCUCUCUCUCUCUCUUUCCUUUUCCUUUUUCUCUCUCUCUCUCUUUCCUUUUCCUUUUUCUCUCUCUCUUUCCUUUUCCUUUUUCUCUCUCUCUUUCCUUUUCCUUUUUCUCUCUCUCUUUCCUUUUCCUUUUUCUCUCUCUCUUUCCUUUUCCUUUUUCUCUCUCUCUUUCCUUUUCCUUUUUCUCUCUCUCUCUUUCCUUUUCCUUUUCUCUCUCUCUUUCCUUUUCCUUUUCUCUCUCUCUUUUCCUUUCCUUUUCUCUCUUUCCUUUCCUUUUUUUCUCUCUCUUUCCUUUUCCUUUUCUCUCUCUCUCUUUCCUUUUCCUUUUCUCUCUCUCUCUUCCUUUUCCUUUUUCUCUCUCUCUUUCCUUUUUCUUUUCUCUCUCUCUCUCUUUCCUUUUUCUUUUUCUCUCUCUCUCUCUUUCCUUUUUCUUUUUCUCUCUCUCUCUUUCCUUUUUCUUUUUCUCUCUCUCUCUUUCCUUUUUCUCUCUCUCUUUCCUUUUUCUCUCUCUCUUUCCUUUUCUUUUUUUCUCUCUCUCUCUUUCCUUUUCUUUUCUCUCUCUCUUUUCCUUUUCUCUCUCUCUCUCUUUCCUUUUUCUCUCUCUCUCUCUUUCUUUUUUUUCUCUCUCUCUCUUUCUUUUUCUUUUCUCUCUCUCUCUUUCUUUUUCUUUUCUCUCUCUCUCUUUCUUUUUCUUUUCUCUCUCUCUCUUUCUUUUUUUUCUCUCUCUCUCUUUCUUUUUCUCUCUCUCUUUCUUUUCUCUCUCUCUCUUUCCUUUUCUCUCUCUCUUUCCUUUUCUCUCUCUUUUUCUUUUUUCUCUCUUUUCUUUUUCUCUCUUUUCCUUUUCUCUCUUUCCUUUUUCUCUCUCUUUCCUUUUCUCUUUUCCUUUCUCUCUCUCUCUUUUCCUUUCUCUCUCUCUUUUCUUUCUCUCUCUCUUUCCUUUUCUCUCUCUCCUUCCUUUUCUCUCUCCUUCCUUUUCUCUCUCUUUCCUUUUCUCUCUCUUUUUCCUUUUUCUCUCUCUUUCCUUUUUCUCUCUCUUUCCUUUCUCUCUCUCUCUUUCCUUUCUCUCUCUCUCUCUUUUCCUUUCUCUCUCUCUUUCCUUUUCUCUCUCUCUCUCUCUUUCCUUUCUCUCUCUCUCUCUUUUCCUUUCUCUCUCUCUCUCUCUCUCUCUCUCUCUCUCUCAUCACUUUUUUUUUCUCUCAGUGUCCUCUUUUAUUUCUCUAUUCAGGUGUCCACUUUUAUUUCUCUCUACUUUCUCUAUUCAGGUGUCCUCUUUUAUUUCUCUCUACUUUCAAUCAACCUCUUAUUCGGUAUGAUGGAGAAUCCGCCCUACAUCUUGAAGCCAGAACAUUUCGAUUGCUCACUUGUCCUCAUCCCCUUUGGAUUGCUCACUUGUCCUCAUCCCCUUUCGAUUGCUCACUUGUCCUCAUCCCCUUUUGCUCACUUGUCCUCAUCCCCUUUCGAUUGCUCACUUGUCCUUAUCCCCUUUGAUUGCUCACUUGUCCUUAUCCCCUUUGGAUUGCUCACUUGUCCUUAUCCCCUUUGGAUUGCUCACUUGUCCUCAUCCCCUUUGGAUUGCUCACUUGUCCUCAUCCCCUUUCGAUUGCUCACUUGUCCUUAUCCCCUUUGGAUUGCUCACUUGUCCUCAUCCCCUUUGGAUUGCUCACUUGUCCUCAUCCCCUUUGGAUUGCUCACUUGUCCUCAUCCCCUUUCGGUUGCUCACUUGUCCUCAUCCCCUUUCGGUUGCUCACUUGUCCUCAUCCCCUUUCGGUUGCUCACUUGUCCUCAUCCCCUUUCGAUUGCUCACUUGUCCUCAUCCCCUUUCGAUUGCUCACUUCUUUUCUUUUCUCUUCUCUUUCUUUUCUCUUUCUCUUCCUUUUCUUUUCUUUUCUCUUUUUUCUUUUUUUUUCUUUCUUUUUUUUCUUUUUUUUUUUUUUUCUUUUUCUUUUUUUUUUUUCUUUCUUUUUUUUUUUUUCUUUUUUAUCUUUCUUUUUUAUCUUUCUCUUUUAUCUUUCUCUUUUUUAUCUUUCUUUUUUAUCUUUCUCUUCUUUCUUUUUAUCUUUCUCUUUUAUCUUUCUUUUUAUCUUUCUUUUUUUAUCUUUUUUUUUUCUUUUUUUCUUUUUUUUUCUUUUUUUUCUUUUUUUUUCUUUUUUUUUUUCUUUUUUUUUCUUUUUUUUUGUUUCUCUUUUUUCUUUCUCUUUUUUUUUUUUCUUUCUUUUUUUUCUUUCUCUUUUUUUCUUUUUUUUUUUUCUCUUUUUCUUUUUCUUUUUCUUUCUUUUUUCUUUCUCACUUUUUCUUUCUCACUUUUUUCUCACUUUUUUUUUUGUUUUUCUUUUUCUUUCUUUCUCUUUUCAUUUUUUUUCUUUUUUUUUUUUUUUUUUUUCUUUUUCUUUCUCUUUUCUUUCUCUUUUUCUUUUUUUUUUUCUUUUCUUUUUUUUUCUCUUUUUCCUUUUUGAUUUUUCUUUCUCUUUUUUUCUUUUCUCUUUUUCUUUCUUUUUUCUUUUUUUCUUUUCUUUCUUUUUUUCUUUUUUUUUCUUUUCUUUCUUUUUUUUUUUUCUUUUUUUUCUCUUUUUCUUUCUCUUUUUUUCUUUUUCUCUUUUUCUUUCUCUUUUUUUCUUUUUCUCUUUUUCUUUCUCUUUUUUUCUUUUUCUCUUUUUCUUUCUUUUCUCAAAGACUUUAUUAA